AUGAAUUUUUUCGAUAAACUUAAAGGUGAACUCAACUUAGGCGAAGAAGAGUUAAAUAAAAAAACUAUUCAAAUAAGGUUAUUCUACCCACAUACCUUGGAAUUAAAUAGUAAUUCAACAAAAUUAAUAGAUAAUUUCAUAGUUAAUGGUACUCUUAACAUUGUCAGAAGACAAAAAGGUAUAACAGUAUUUGGUAGAAUACUAAAAGAAAAAUUCACAUUAUUACACGAGUGUUACAGCACUUUCAAGUAUGAAGAUUUCCCACUGCAAAAAUUCAUACUUUACACCCCAGGAUAUCACUAUGUCCACUUUUACACAUUUACAAAAAACAUAAUAAAAAAAAUAAACAAUCAAAUGGUAAAAGAAAACUGGGGAUUGGAGCCAUUACUAAUAGAUGAAUGCAACAUAGUAAUGCUACCAGAUGUGAUUAGAUAUUCAUGCAUUCUAUUAUUUAACAAAGAAGAUGAUAUCUCAAUCAUUAAAACAAACAUUGAUGCUAUAAAAGGUAGUAAGCAUCCAAUAAGAGCCUUCAUCUCUGAAUAUAACAAUAAAGAAAUAAGAGAUGUUAGAAAAAAAAAAAACACAAGUAAUAAAAAUCAACAACCAACAACUACAAAUACAACUAAACCAAUACCAUCAACUCCACCAACAACUAAUGCAUCAACAACCACACCAAUAACAACCACACCAAUAACAACCACACAAACAACAACCACACCAACAACAAUCACACAUCAAUUACCAACAAGCAAUACAACAAUCAACAACCUAAACAAAACUACUACUACUACUACUACUACUACUACUACUACAAAACCUAUCAAUAAAAUUACUACAAGCAAUGGUACCAAGUUUCCAAUUGCCAGUAGUAUUAGAAAAUAA
Messenger RNA from Dictyostelium discoideum AX4, 882 nucleotides. RefSeq lists its product as hypothetical. The record is from RefSeq and is a predicted model, not a curated record. The transcript has a single exon. The coding region runs from base 1 to 882 and encodes 293 amino acids. NCBI's taxonomy places the organism in Eukaryota, Evosea, Eumycetozoa, Dictyosteliales, Dictyosteliaceae.